Molecule: messenger RNA, 1038 nt
Organism: Histoplasma capsulatum G186AR
Lineage: Eukaryota; Fungi; Ascomycota; Eurotiomycetes; Onygenales; Ajellomycetaceae
Product: NADH-ubiquinone oxidoreductase
Exons: 2
Coding region: 180-494 (104 amino acids)
Source: RefSeq, a predicted model, not a curated record
CCACCAUCAGCCAAAACCACACGGGGGACCAAAAUAAUAUCAAUAAUAAUAAAUGAUCAGACAAUAAAGAUAAAACUAGAAAGAACCAACCCCUUGAAAGCCAGGAAACAAAUCAACCAACCGACCAACCGACCGACCGACCGACCGACCGACCGAUCGAUCCACGCCGACCAACAACCAUGCCCACCCCGGAAUCCGCCGCCUUCCUCGCCAAAAAGCCCACCGUAGCCCCCAGCUACGACGGCGUCGACUUCGAAGACACCGCCGCGCUCCACAACGCGCGCGACGCCAUCAUCCGCGAGCAAUGGGUGCGCAGCAUGAUGGCGCGGCUGGUCGGGGAGGAGCUGGGCAAGUGCUACCGGCGCGAGGGCGUGAAUCAUCUGGAGAAGUGCGGGAUGUUGAGGGACCGAUAUUUCGAGCUUCUGAAGGAGGCGAAGAUUAAGGGGUAUAUGUUCCAGGAGAAGAAUUACGUCUCGAAAUCGGCGUCGUCGUGAGAGGGUGUGCGGAGUGGCGGGGGGCGGAGGUCCUUGCGGAUUAGCCCUAUCGAGGUGCGGGAGACAGCGAUACGUGUUCGAGGUGGACGCUACGAGAUUGUACUCGACCAUACAAUCGAAUUGGAUACCUGAGUUUGCAGGCCUUUGGGAUGAAGCGCGGUGAUGGAAUCGGACUACGUGCGCUACGGGGCGCUGUCCUAGUGUUGUGUUAGGUCGGAAGGGCAUCUUCUUGUUCGUGAUGACGGAGACGUCACUUCGUUUCCCGCCGGCAUUUCGAAAACCCAUCUCGACUGGUAUCGUCGUUCUCAAUUGCGGCUUCUUGUGUUUUUCUUCCAGUUCUGGCUGUGAUACAAAAGACACUAUUCACAGUCAGGUAGUUAACUACCUUCGUGGUCUUGCUUUUCCUCCCGCAGACCAGGAUUAUGUUUUCCGUGUCGAUGAUGCCAGUUACAGUGUGGGAAAAUGAAUAGACCGGCGGUGCACUUACUGUAUAUAAUGGAUAGAUUUAAGGGACAAUAAAAAAGGUUAAAAAUUUUUAGAAGCC